Messenger RNA from Ctenopharyngodon idella (grass carp), 2735 nucleotides. It is a transcript of the gene notchl, whose product is annotated as notch receptor, like. Gene Ontology annotation, molecular function: protein binding. The record is from RefSeq and is a predicted model, not a curated record. The coding region runs from base 205 to 2553 and encodes 782 amino acids. Lineage: Eukaryota; Metazoa; Chordata; Actinopteri; Cypriniformes; Xenocyprididae. The transcript has 11 exons.
GCGGGAGCUGUUGAGGGUGUAGACAUGAACGUUCACACACUUCACAGACUCUUACUGGACUGAUAACACUGCAUCAUCUAACGAACCCGUCCAAGAUCAGAAAGAUCAUCUUCAGAUGAGAAGACACCAGGCCCUGGUGGUUCAGACUCAAGGGGCCGAACAGUGUUAUAUCAAAAGAAAAGAAAGUCCUGAUUGAGUUCUGCCAUGCAUCUGACAGCCAGAUUAACCUUCCUCUUAUGGUCUCUCUGCAGAUUAUCUGAAGCCUCUCCUAGUGAUCCAUACAGCAGCUGUAAGGUUGGAAAAAUGUGCCAGGCCAAGUUUGGGAAUGGAGAAUGUGAUGAGGAGUGCUUGAGUUCUGCCUGUCUGCAUGAUGGAUUUGACUGCCUCAAAGAAAAAGGCUCCUGCAUUUCAGGGCAUAUUCAAUACUGCCGAAAUCAUUAUGACAACGGUUACUGCGACCAGGGCUGCAACACCGCCCCCUGUGGGUGGGACGGCUCGGACUGCCACAAAAAGCAGUAUCCCGCCUGGGCCAAAGGAAGCCUCAUACUGCACACUAGAAUCCCAUUCCAGAGGGGUCAGUUCCAGAACGGCUCUCUGUUAUGGGCCUUAAGCACUGUCCUCCAGACCAGCGUCAAACUCAGAGGAAUGGCACCUCUCCAGCCCACCUCUGACCUUCUGACAAUGGACACUCGACAGCUGGCGGAGCUGUACGCUCAAACAGCAUCCUACGACAGCAAUGAGUCAGUGUUAUUCCUGCAGCUGGAUAAUAGAGCCUGCUCCCGUCUUCACUCCACCUGUUUCCUGUAUGCCGCCGAGGCCGGACACUUCCUGCGUGCCGUCCUGGCACUGAACCACCCCCCCUUUCCCAUGAUCCCAGAGAUCCAGGCAGCUGUAAUCAGUGUGCGUGGAGUUGACGAGGAAAUAGGAGCCAGAGAGGAGGUGAAACUGCCGAACAAGGAACGCAGCACCUCUCCUGCCUGGAUGUGGCCGGUGGUCGGCGUGGCGACUGGACUCGGUGUGGCGCUUGUCGUGAUCGUCCCGGUGGUGCUGAUGUGGUUAAAGAGAAGACGACAGCGGCGGGAGGGAGGCGAGCGAGUGCGUCACAGGUCCACCGUCACUGAAAGCAAUAAUGGCAGCAAGGCCUGGACCCGCCGCUCUGAGGAGAAAAGAAGCCGAUCAGGAAGAGAUAAAGAUAGAAAUGGGAUGAAGAAAAACAAGAAAGGAAAGGAAUCAGGAAAAAGACGUAAGGAGCCCCUCGGCGAGGAUGCUAUCCGUAUGCGGCCCCUGAGGAAGGAACUAGACAUUGGAAGUGACACCGACGUGACCCAGAGCUCCAUGGAGGACAUCAAUAAGACGAUCUGUGACCACAGAUCACCAGACCAAAAACACUUCCAACAGCCCCGCAUGCUGGCUCCACCUAGAGGAUGGGAAAGGAACGCUGUUCCUACACCUCAAAGACCACCAAGAAAUACCGCUCCGGUGCAGUGGUGCGGUCCAGACGGCUCGGUCGUGCUGAUCCGUGCUGUCAGAAGCGGGCUCGACCGAGUGGUUCUGGAGCUCCUGAGAGCCGGAGUGCCGGUCAAUAACACGGACCACACGGGGAGAUCUGCCCUCCACUGGGCAUGCUCAGUAAAUCACCUCCCAUUGACACGGACUCUCAUUCGCUACGGUGCUGCAGUGGACUUACAGGAUCAUAAGGGUGAAACGGCUUUGUUUCUCUCGGCUCUCCACGGUUGCUAUGACACCGCACGAUUCCUGCUGCUCAACGGGGCCAAUCAAGAUCUGUCUGAUUGCAAAGGGCGGCGGCCACUGGAUGUGGCUCGAGAGGGAUUACAUCAUCAGGUCCUUGAGCUCCUAUUGGCUCACAGAGUUCACAGGGCGCCGGUUCCUCUAGAUCCCGCCACUGAGGUGCUUUGGGAUGAUCGCACGUAUGCGUUUUCUCCAUGGGUUGCUUCGCCUCCAUGUCUGCCCGGAAGAAGUGCCUCGUUCUCAGGGGUCGUAGGUCACAGGGGGAUGUCAACACCUCCACCUAUUGAUUGGCAGAUGGCCAGAGCACAAUGCUCCUCCCCCCAGAACUGGCGUCCGGCCCCCAACCAAUCAGCAACGGCAUUGGUCAGCCCUAGGAUUCUUGGCCACCCAUCUCGGCCUAUCAGUACUCUCCAGGAAGUGACAUCAGAGGCGGAGGACGAGGAGAGGGAGAUGACACAGGAUGUUACUCGGGCAGCAACGCCUCAUUUCCUGUCUCCACAACCGGCACCUCGACAGCGCUCGUUCUCCUGUACCCAACAUGCACUGAACCGCCGCUCCAGUGGCAACCAACCAGAGCUGUCCGUAGCUGCGCCAGCUGGAAAACCAGCCAAUGAGCACGUAGAAAUAGUGAUCGUGCCUCACCCGAGAGAAGCAGCCAGCCAAUCAGAGAGCAAAAGCACAGGGAACAGUCUCAGCUCGACUCAGAUGGAUUCUGAGAGGGAAAAUAUAAGGAACUGCAUCUCCAAAAUCCACAUUGAGAGGGUCAAUAAUGAGCCCAGCAUCUCCAUCCAAAGCAGCAUGUGAGAGAGGAUAGAGAGGAAUUAAAAUGUACAUAACUGUUGUUUACAAUGUGUCAUAUCAUUUUACAGACUAUAAAAUAGUCUGCUUUUGUAAUAUUAUUGGCCGAGUCUCAGGAAAACAUGUUCUCACCCCAAUAUAAAAAGCAAUUGAAAUAUGUAUAAAGAAAAUAAAGCUUAUCCCCAGAA